Molecule: messenger RNA, 744 nt
Organism: Miscanthus lutarioriparius
Lineage: Eukaryota; Viridiplantae; Streptophyta; Magnoliopsida; Poales; Poaceae
Source: the annotation of a GenBank genome assembly
AUGCAGCCCUUUGCCCCCUGGCUCCCGGCUUUCCGGCUUCUUUUCCUGGCGCUGUACAGUACUGAUCAAGCCUCACAUCUCGGCCUCCUACAAAUACCAGAGACCUCGCGCCUGGCAACAGAACCCAUACGGCGCACACCACACAAGCACACAACCCUACCCAGAUCAUACCACAGCACAAUGACGUUCGUGCUCGUCGGCCAAGACGACUCCAGCAGCAGCGAAGCCGCCGCCGCCGGGGACCUCGGCUCCUCUACCGUCGACCUCCCUCACCUCUCCAGCAUCGGCCACUACCUCCCCGCUGCGGCCGUGACGGGCGUCUGCGCCCUCCACUGGCUGCCCUUCGCCGCGGCGGUCGCCGCCGCGCUCGCCCUGCUGGGCGCGUCGCACGAGGACCUCCGCCUUCGCGCGCACCAGCUCUCGCACGAGCUGACCGGCGCCUUCGCGGCGGCGGCGGUGAGGCCCUUCGCGGCUGUCUGCGGCGCCACCGCGCGGUUCCCGGAGGAUGGCCUGUACGUCUGCGCCGACCUCCCGCCGCUCGCGCCGGCGCUGCUGGACGUGCAGCGGGCGCUGACCCACGUAGCGGCCAAGGAAGCCAGCCACGCCGUCUACGAUUGGUAUUUUGAUGCGGUCGACCUCGUGAUGCGGCUCCUGGUUGACGGCGACGCUGGAGACGGUCGUGGCCCUGCGGUUUUCGACAGCUCCAAGUUUGAGCUGGUUUUCGCGCUCAAGUGGGUGGACUGA